AAUCUAGGGUUCUUCUUGGUUCUCUCGAGAUGCCUCGGUACGAUGACCGCUAUGGUGGAACACGUCUCUACGUGGGACGCUUGUCGUCGCGGACAAGGUCGCGUGAUCUUGACGACCUCUUUAGCCGAUAUGGAAGGUUUCUUGGCUUUUGCCUAACCUGGAGGUCUAUGGUGAGAGGGUGAACCUUGGUGGAUUUGGCGAGUCUUUCUAUAAUGUUAUUGCGUGUUUUUAUGGAAAUGGCAACAAUCUCAAAGUGGUGUUUAGUUCAUCUAUGAGGGGCGAAGUGUCCAACCCUUCGAUACUUGUGUCUUGAUGGCCUUACUGUUUCUGGCACCCGUUUACGCAGAGUACGCGAUGUGGAUAUGAAGCGCGACUUUGCCUUUGUUGAAUUUAGUGACCCUCGAGAUGCUGAAGAUGCAGUAUAUGGUCUGAAUGGCCGGGAAGUUGAUGGAAGCAGAGUCAUUGUAGAAUUUGCAAAGGGGGGCCCACGUGGUGCUGGUGGAUCUCGUGAGUAUCUUGGUCGAGGUCCUCCUCCUGGAUCAGGGCGCUGCUUUAAUUGUGGAAUUGAUGGCCAUUGGGCACGAGAUUGCAAGGCUGGGGACUGGAAGAAUAAGUGUUAUCGCUGUGGGGAAAGAGGCCACAUAGAACGGAAUUGUAAGAACAGUCCUAAGAAAGUUAGAGGUGGGAGCUACUCAAGGUCAUUGAGUCCUCAACGUGGUAGAAGUCGCAGUUAUAGCAGGGGUCGUAGUUACAGUCGAUCUAGAUCACCAUUAAAGAGAGAACGAAGCCUUGAGCAGGUUGAAAGAAGAUCAAGGAGCCCCCGUGACAGCCAGAGCCCUAGGCGGCACAGGAGUUCACCACCACCAUCUAAAGGGAGGAAGCAUAGUCUUACACCUGAUAAGAGCCCACAAGAGAGAGGUAGCCCGUCCCAAAGGGAUGGCGGACAGGCCAAUGAGUCUGAUUACAGUGGGAGUCCCAGGGGAAAGAGCAGAAGCCCUAUGGAUGAUGCUGAUGAAGAGGCCCCACACGAGCGGAGUUAUGGAAGCCCUGCCAAAGAAAAUGGCCAGAGUCGCAGCCCUAGUCCUAGCCGUAGGGAUGAUAGGAGCCCUGUUGAGAAUGACGAUAAUCAUGGUUCUCCAAGAGGAAGCGAGUCAAACUGAAGGCAUUGUUAAGUGACGGAAUACAACUUAAAAACCGGUUAUUGAUAAACGUUCUGCUUUAUAUGGGUAACUUUAGUCUUGAACAUUUCCAAACCUGUUAGAAAUUUUCUGAACUUUUACUGGAGAGGUAUUAUUUAUACGGUUCCAGUGAUCUUAACUGUACCUUAUGUCAUUUUACUAGUUUUCUUGUGCAACAAUAAAGAUAUGGCGUCGCUUGUCAUUGGGACA
Juglans microcarpa x Juglans regia is the source of this 1388-nucleotide messenger RNA. RefSeq names its product serine/arginine-rich splicing factor RS2Z32-like. The transcript has 7 exons. Gene Ontology annotation, biological process: mRNA splicing, via spliceosome. Gene Ontology annotation, cellular component: nuclear speck. Gene Ontology annotation, molecular function: mRNA binding; zinc ion binding. NCBI's taxonomy places the organism in Eukaryota, Viridiplantae, Streptophyta, Magnoliopsida, Fagales, Juglandaceae. Bases 363 to 1160 code for a protein of 265 amino acids. The record is from RefSeq and is a predicted model, not a curated record.